Fonsecaea nubica is the source of this 894-nucleotide messenger RNA. RefSeq lists its product as hypothetical. The transcript is spliced from 3 exons. NCBI's taxonomy places the organism in Eukaryota, Fungi, Ascomycota, Eurotiomycetes, Chaetothyriales, Herpotrichiellaceae. Gene Ontology annotation, molecular function: catalytic activity. Gene Ontology annotation, biological process: DNA repair. Bases 1 to 894 code for a protein of 297 amino acids. The record is from RefSeq and is a predicted model, not a curated record.
AUGGUGACAACUCGGGCCAAGGAUAGAGCCCAGGUUCAAGAGACUGGGGCCGCCGACGAGAAGACAACGGGUACCAAGAGACCCCGCGACGAGGCUCUCAAGGCGAAAUCCACUGAGCCAGAAACGAAACAACGAAAGAAGGACCAAGUCGCAAAGGCAGAGGGCUCUAACACCAAGGACGCACGCGAUGACAGCUCAACAGGUCACAAAAAGUCAACACCGAGAUCAAAGGGGAAGCCCAAGAAGAACAGCAGCCCGCAUAGUCAGAAGAUCGAGAGACUUCUCCAGCAUUUCAACGCCCUUCCUCUCUCCGACACCAACCUUGAACAGCCAGCCAAGGCAACUCCUGACACCAUUUUGGCACUGCUCUUGAAUGCCAUAUUGUCUUCAACUCGAGUGUCACAUAGCAUUGCGGCAAAAACGACCGCCCUCGUCAUCAAGGCGGGUUAUCACAAGCUUGACGUCCUAAAGAAGAGCAGCUGGGAGGCGAGGACCGAGGUGCUCACGGAAGGCGGAUACACGCACUAUCGGGAAAAGACGGCAACGUUUAUGGGACAGCUGGCGGAGCUGGUUGAGGAGAAGUACGAAGGCGAUCUGAACAAUGUCGUGAAAACCGCAUCCCAGGAUCGGAGCAAGAUCCGAGCGGAGCUUCAGAAGAUCAAGGGGAUCGGAGACGUCGGCAUCGACAUCUUCUUCACCACUGCGCAACACGUGUGGCCAUGCCUCGCACCCUGGAUUGACCCAAGGUCUCUAAAGACAGCCGAACACAUUGGACUCGGCACCGACGUGCAGGCGUUGUGGGAGGAGGUGGGCCUGAGCCCAGAAAUGAUGUGUCGGCUGGCAUGCGCUUUGAUGGAUGUGAGGCUAGAGAAGAAGGAGUCGGAAUGGGUGUGA